Poecilia reticulata (guppy) is the source of this 6255-nucleotide messenger RNA. It is a transcript of the gene mmp17a, whose product is annotated as matrix metallopeptidase 17a. NCBI's taxonomy places the organism in Eukaryota, Metazoa, Chordata, Actinopteri, Cyprinodontiformes, Poeciliidae. Gene Ontology annotation, cellular component: extracellular matrix. Gene Ontology annotation, molecular function: metalloendopeptidase activity; zinc ion binding. Gene Ontology annotation, biological process: proteolysis; collagen catabolic process; extracellular matrix organization. The record is from RefSeq and is a predicted model, not a curated record.
GCUCGAGACUCUACAACGGAGCGCGGAGCUCGCGCGUGUUGCCACAAGGAUCUCGGCUCUGACGGACCUGGCACGAGACAGUUAUUUUGUCUCUCGCAGACAAUAUUUAGGUGUUUAUUGCAAGUUUUUUGUUUUAUUUUCGGGUGACAAAGUGUUCUGUUUGCCUAAAGUGUUUUACUGGCAGCGUGUUUCAUGUGUUUUAUGUGUUUGCGCUCAACAGUGAGGUAGACUUGUACUCCCGUAGUUUUUUUCUUUUUUCUUUUUUUCUUGGAUUUUUUUUUUUCUUCUUUUUUUUCUUUCUUUUCUACAGCGUCUUUGCUUGUGAUUUAUCCCGCGGAUGGAUGCUGCCGGCGGGGUGGACAUUUGAGUCCAGCAGGAUCAACCUGUCUUAGGGCAUCAUGAAUUCUCUGGUUCUCCGCAAGUGGAUGAGGAAUWUCUCCCAUGAGAUGCUGCUGCUGCUCCUGCUGCCGCUGGUGCCGGUUUGGUGUUUUCUGCCUCUGACCGGAGCGGCUCCUUCGCUGACGACCGAACAGCUGGACAUGGGGGUGGACUGGCUGAGUAGGUUUGGCUACCUCCCGCCCCCCGACCCGGUGACCGGCCAGCUGCAGACCAAAGAGGCGUUGACCAAGGCCAUCAAAGCCAUGCAGAAGUUUGGAGGACUGAAGGAAACUGGAGUAUUAGACACAGCCACACUAGGUCUAAUGAAAACGCCCAGAUGCUCUCUGCCAGAUGUCUCUGAUCCCAACGUGACGGCGGGGCGCAGGAAACGAAGCUUGAACACACAGAACAAAUGGAAUAAGAGGCACCUGUCGUGGAGAGUGAGAACCUUCCCCAAGGACUCAGCCUUGUUGGGAAGGGACACAGUCCGAGCCCUCAUGUACUACGCCCUGAAGGUCUGGAGCGAUAUCGCACCUCUGAACUUCCACGAGGUGGCCGGCAGCGACGCAGACAUUCAGAUCGACUUCACCAAAGCAGACCAUAAUGAUGGAUACCCCUUCGAUGGGCCUGGGGGAACAGUGGCACACGCUUUCUUUCCUGGGGAGAGGUUCACAGCGGGUGAUACACACUUUGAUGACGACGAGGCCUGGACCUUUAGAUCUCCAGACUCCCAUGGGAUGGAUCUGUUUGCAGUCGCAGUUCAUGAGUUUGGUCAUGCCAUCGGCCUGGUCCACACCUCAGCUAUGGAAUCCAUCAUGAGGCCGUACUACCAAGGUCCUGUGGGAGACCCGCUGAAAUACGACCUGCCCUAUGAGGAUAAAGUCCGUGUCUGGCAGCUCUACGGUGUCAGAGACUCUGUGUCUCACACGAAUCAGCCAGGCAGCCCGUCUCAAACCCCUGAGCCUCCCGUCCUCCUCGACCUUCCUGAAAACAGAUCCACGCUCCUACUGGCGCAAGAUGCUCCGGACAGGUGCACCAGUCACUUUGAUGCUGUAGCCCAAAUCCGAGGAGAGGCUUUCUUCUUUAAAGGGAAGUACUUUUGGAGGCUAACAAGGGAAAAGCACCUCGUGUCUCUCCGUCCUGCUCACAUUCAUCGCUUCUGGAGGGGGCUUCCUCCCAAUUUGGAUAGCGUGGACGCCGUCUACGAGAGGCCAGGGGACCACAAAAUAGUAUUCUUCAAAGGUCAACAGUAUUGGGUAUUCAAAGACAAUAACGUUGAGGAGGGUUACCCACGUCCAAUUAGUGACUUUGGCCUUCCUGUGGAAGCAGUGGAUGCAGCGUUUGUUUGGUUACACAACGACAAAACCUACUUCUUCAAAGAUAACUACUACUGGCGCUAUGACGACCACCUGCGACACAUGGACCUUGGUUUCCCCAAAGACAGCACGCUUUGGAAGGGGCUGCCGCUCCAGCUGGACGAUGCUAUGAGGUGGUCUGAUGGAUCAUCCUAUUUUUUCAAGGGAAAAGAGUACUGGCGAGUGCCGGGCAGCGACAUGGAGGCGGAGGCAGGAUACCCCCGCCUGAUUGCCAAGGACUGGCUGCUCUGCACCGAGAUGCAGUCGGACUCUCCGGACACAGAAGCCAAAAGCACGGAGACGAGGGUCAACGUGCACCGGCACCCAGACCACGCAGAGAAUGGAUACGAGGUGUGCUCCUGCACCUCUGACACCGCCUCGCCUUUGGCUGUCCACUUACCCCCGUCUCCGGUUUGGCUGCUGCUGCCUUGUUGGACGCUCUUACUGACCUUCCGCAAUGAACUGCUAUGAUGCUGAAGCGCGGAGUUAAGUACUUGUGUUGAGUGCAAGAGAGAGACUAAUUAGCAGAUGCUCUGCAAGAAAGAAAGAAAAAUAACUGGAAGGAUUGGAUCAUAUAAAUACGGUUUAUUUAGUUUGUUUUGUUCUCUUUAUUUCUCUUUUUUUUUCCUGGGAGUUAUUUAUUUCACAUGCCAUCUUAUGGCCACUUAAAGAGCUUUGCAGUAGCCGUUUUAUGAACAAUUAUCAGUUAAUAUCCACUGACAGUGACAGUAUUAGAUGUUUCAUAAGCCGAGUUGCACAGAAAUACAAGUUAGCUUCACUUUCCAAAUGGCCUCAUUAAUACUGAGAGGGCUAAGAAGAGGGGAAUAAGUGGUUAUAUCAUUACAGAUUUAAUGGCGACUUACUUUGAGGUAUUCAGUUUUAUGAAUAAGAGCUCGUGGCUCAACCUGCUAGGGUUUGAGAGCAUUCACGUCAACACUGACAGAGAUUUGGAAAUUACAGCUUCUUAUUGACAAAAUAAAAGCUGAAUCUUUUAUAAAAUGGGAUUUAAAGCAAUUUUAUUUAUCAGAGCAUAAUGCUGUAAUGCUGAUACUGCAAAUGUUUGCUUAUUGGUGAUUUGUGUAGUUAGUUAAAAUGCAGCUUAAAUUAGAAAGAUAAGCAUUCAUUCACAAUGCUGAUUAUCGUUCAAAGAUACCUCGAUCUUCUUUAGGCUUUGGGUAGUUACUGGCAUGUAGGGCUUAAAAAGUUAUGGUUUCAAAACCUCCUUUCUAUCAUCCUAAUCCUGCAUUAUGACGUUUCUUUUUUUAGAUACGUUUUUGAAGCAAUAUGAGGCAUAGCAGUACUGGCCCUCCCCCACUUGUUGCUUGUUGAAUUCUUUUAGCCAAACUGAUAAGACAUUCUUUGUAUCGAUCUGCUUCACCAGCCGAUUUUAAAACCGUUGGAAUAAUUUUCAAACAACUACAAGACCUAGAAAGCAUGCUAAAAAAAGAAAAUAAAACAUUUUUGAUCCUACUUCACAACAAAAAUCUAUAAAUUCACUCCAUUGUUGGUGGAGCUACAGCAGACUAAGUCCCAAGGUAUUUGUUGUUUUGAUACUACCAGCAGGCUCAACCAACCUAAAUCUGCAUAGAAACACAAACACAGUUCUGCUUUAAAAACAGCACUAAACAUAAAAGUCUUUUGUAAAAUUGUAUUCUGUUAUAUAUGCAAAUUUCCUCAAAAGUAACCUUAUCUCCCUGAAAGCGGUCAAAAACAGAUAACGCAGGCCUUCUUUGGUUCUCAUAUUCCACCACUCUGAGAAUAUAGUUCCUUAUUUUAAAAUAUAAAUUAGCUUUUGUUGACAAUAACUACACAAAACCUCUCAAUCUACCAAAUCUAAACUGUGUUUAUUAUGACCAUUUCUUCAGUAAAAAAAAAAAAACACGAAAACAAAACCCCACCUUCUCAACCCAAAGUAACAAAAUGCUGUCACGACAGAGACGCUCGGUGGAUUCGGUUGUUGCGGAGGGGUUUGUUUAUCCAAAACUAUAGCCUCUCGAUGUCCAAGUGUGCAUCCUCAAACUCCUUUAAUAGUUUGACUUGCAUGUUCUGAAGCUAUCUCAAGCGAGCACACGUUUACCGUUGGCCUGCACUGUCAUCCAAACUGGAUCCAUAUUUGUCUCCGUUUGAUUGAACGAAGCUGUCGGCUUACCCCUGAGGUUAGCUGUAGCAUGGAAUCGAGGGGCGAUGCCAGGAGGUGAGUUGCCUUUUUUAAUGGAAUCACUUCUCUUUGAAGUCUUUUGAAGGGUGAACUAGAUAAGAUUUGAUCAGCGUAUGCCAUGACGACUUUAAAGUUUUAUGAUAAGAUGUUAAAGAAGCAGAAUGCAGCUGAUCCACGUGUGAGUGUUGCCCACUAGAAGUCCUCUAUAGGCUACAGCAGCUGUCGACUCCAACCAGCAUAUCUGCUAAAUAACUGUAAAUCUGAGCUAAUUUAUUACCAACACAAUAAUGAACAAAACAGCAACAAAAGGUGUAAUAUCUUGAAUCCAGAACCAAAAUGACGAUAAAUAAAUCCUACAGAUAGUGUUGCCAUACUUGUAAUUCUGAACUUGUUCCAUUAUUUUGACAGCAGCAGGAAUAAUUGUAGCUUCUGCGCUUCCAAUAAAUCUAUCUUCUGAAAAAGCUGUAAUUUCUAGGAUGUUUGAUCAAGUUGAAAGUGAAUACUCUCAGAUGAAAGCUAGAUUUGUUCUGUAUAGCCAGUCUUCAUAUAUAUGUAUAUAUAUAUAUAUAUAUAUAUAUAUAUAUAUAUAUAUAUAUAUAUAUAUAUAUAUAUAUGCCAGUCUACAUGGACAGCAUCUUGGAAAAGUAUUCGUUUGACAAAGUGUUUCACGCCUUUCAUUGGGAUUUUCUGUGACAGACCACUACUAAAAGAAAUGUAGAAACCCGUAUUUGGCUCUCAUGAGAAAUUACUCUAUCCAGUCACCUUUCAUCUGCAAAUAUUUUGUAAUAGCUCUUUCUGAACAGAGGUGGACAACUUCAUAGUGAAAUAUUACACAGUUUUUCUCAGCAAAUUAGCCUUAAACUCUGUCAGAUUGGUUGCAGAGUGUCUGUGAACGUCAGUUUUCAUUGCCACAUUUUUUACUUUUUUAAGAUGGGAGUAAUCUCUGAUCUAAAGUACUCUAUUAUAGCAAAGGCUGCACACUUAUAAUUGUUUUAUGAUUUAUGGGUAACCUCUGCCCCAAACCCAACUAUUUUUUAUUCUCUUAACAUGUUAAUUUUAAGAAUUGGAUUUCGUAUAGCUCAAUAGAUUUCUUUUCACCUCUGACCAGCUUCCCUGUCCCACAGCAUGAUGAUGACACCUCGUUUUGCAAAAUGGGGAUGGUGUUUUCCAGAUGAUGUGCAGCGUUUGUUUUCCACCCCACACCGAGUUUUGAGCGAUGCCCUAAAAGCUUAAAUUUGGUCUUGCACGCCUUGCCUUUAAACAGAAUGUCCUAUUUCUUUCUUUCAACCAUGACUUUCUUCUUGCCACUCUUCUGUAAGGGCUAGAUUUGUUGGGUGCAUUCCUAUUGUCAAAAGCCAAGGUUUCUUCCCAUCCUUUCCAUGCCCUGCCUGUCAGUUUGGGUAGAUGUCCACGUCUCAGUAUGUUUGCAAAUGGUUUCCUUCCCAUUCUGCACUUUUCACUAGUUCACGUCGAUCUAUCACACAAAAACUCAAUGAAAUGCAUUUAAACUUUGUGGUAGCAUGAAAAAGUUCAAGGGGUAUGACUAUUUUUCUAAGACACCAAAUAAGCCGGGUUGAGAUUCAGAUCAGCCGAUCCCAGAGGAAGAGACGGGAUCCCUAUUAAUCUGAAUAUAGACUCCCACCAGGGGAAGAGCGACAUCCCGAGGUGUCAUUGUUCGACAGGCGACUGACACUGCAGCGCCCGUCUGUGCAGGCAGGUGUAAUGUACUUUGGGAUGUAUUGCAGAGAGAUGGUUGGGUUGACAGAUCAAUGGCUCUGUGGGAGCUUGACGUGUUGAAGACACAUGAGUGGCGUGCUGGUUUUCAACAGGUACACGCACAGUCAAGAGGAAGACAAGGGAACAUGGGAUGUGGGGGAGGAAGACGACAAAUGAAUGUCGGACAGAACAUUCAAAACCAAGAUUCCUGCUGUUGCUUAUUGACAUUCUUCUUGCUUUCUAUCCGUUUCCUGCACUCCCCCAUCACACAGGUGGUACCUCCCCUGUUCAGAUUUCUCACCCCUGCCAUAACCAGAGGUAGUAUUGGUUUGCUGUAUUUUUUAUUUUUUUGUAUUAAGUAUGAAUAUAUUGUGAGCUAUUGCUUUGACGAGACGACAUCCCGUGGAGCAUUUCCGACACAAACCCAAGCUCCGUUUGACGACAUCUAUCGCAGACCUCACAAAGGCAGCAGAUUUGUUAUUGUUGCUGAUAUAUUUACCUACAAGUUUAAAUAUAGACAGAUAUAUUUGAGUCACAAUGUUCCAUGGUUACUGCAAACCAAGUGGACUGUGUAUAUUUCAAGCUGUGUUUUCUAAUGUAAAAUAUUUUUGUAGAAAAAAAACAAGAAAAUAAAGAUUCUGAAUGGUU